AUGUCUAGCAAUACCAAUACAAAUACACGAUUAUCCAGCAACAAGGAAGUUCGAUUCAAAAAAAAAAUUUUAAUUACAAAAUACACGUUAUUAUGGCACGGCCGGAAUCCGGCGGCAAGGAACCUGCCGGAACUUGCUGGAAUCGUCGAAAACUGUGCCGGAAUCGUCGAAAACUGUGCCGGAAUCGAGAAUAGCUGUACCGGAACAGGCUCAGAUUUCAACGGAUCCAGUCGCCGGAAUGAUCGACCUGGGCAAAAAGAAGCUGCAUCAACAAAGUUAUUUCCUUUACUUUCAGAAGAAAUUUAUCUUUUUGUUAUGGCGAUUGAUCCCGUAAGUUCUUUUCCUCAGCACUCAUCCCAUCAGUUCUCGGUUCAUACGAUGAAUGUAUGCAUAGUCACAACAGAAGUAGACCAUGUCGAAAACAAAAUGUUAGUCUUAAUGAUCGAUGAAGCAAUGAAAAGAUGUGUCAUCGAGCCUAGUCAGAUAUUAAAACACUGAACGAUUUGAUGAAUAACAGAUAAUAAAUUGAAACGACUAGCUCCUAAUAGU
This is a messenger RNA of Adineta ricciae, 549 nucleotides long. NCBI's taxonomy places the organism in Eukaryota, Metazoa, Rotifera, Eurotatoria, Adinetida, Adinetidae. The record is from the annotation of a GenBank genome assembly.